This is a messenger RNA of Pteropus alecto (black flying fox), 1775 nucleotides long. RefSeq names its product ring finger protein 225 (gene RNF225). Lineage: Eukaryota; Metazoa; Chordata; Mammalia; Chiroptera; Pteropodidae. The transcript has 2 exons. Gene Ontology annotation, molecular function: ubiquitin protein ligase activity. Bases 1130 to 1759 code for a protein of 209 amino acids. Gene Ontology annotation, biological process: protein ubiquitination. The record is from RefSeq and is a predicted model, not a curated record.
CCGUGACACCUCGGCCUGCAGGCAUGGCCACCCAGAGUGUUGCAGGUGUUGGGAGAGAGGGGUGGGGUUGUCCUGGCAGAGUUAUCACUGGGGCCUGGGGAGGGGCUUACUGGGUGCUCAUGAGGUCUGGGUGGCGGUCUACCUCGCUGAGAAGCCUGCGGUUUGGGCCAUGACAACCCCUCUGCACCCAGUGAGUGGGCAGAGGCCAACGGUGGCCAGUCCACAGUGGGGUCUGCCUGCCUUCCACCCCAGGACUCCAAAAAUCCCACCGUUGUUCUGGCCAGUUUUCCACUGCAGCUCCAGGCAGCCUCCCUAACCACUUUGGUUCUGGGUGCAGCCUGCAGAGCCCUGCCCCCCCCCAGGUUCUUGCUAUACUGUGACUCCAAGGUGGACAGUUGAGCUGAGUGGGUGAGGGCGAGCCCUCACCUGAGGAGCCUGGGUUGUCAGUUCUGUGACCUGUGCCAUUACCUCACCACCCCCGACAUCCGGCUGGGUGCUCACAGUCCUGGUGGGCGGGGCAAGCAGUCUGACGGGUCUGGCGGGAACCUGGGACUUGGGGGCGUGGUUCCAUGCAGGUUACGUCCCACAGGGCGGGGCACAGUGUCCAGAAGCCAGUAGGCCAAGGAUUGGGGUCAGAACUGGCAGGGACCAGCCAGCCAGGAGGAGGAGGCACCAACAGGUAGGAAGAGCCCGAUGGCCGGCUGGUGUGUCACUGGUGGGGAGCCCCUGACCCCUGCUGUGUGCUUUCAGCCUCGCUCUGCUGUUGGCCCCCCGCGGCCAGGUGUCCUCUGCCCCUCCCUGGAGUCCCUAUUUUUGCUCACUCGCAAGCCUGUCGGGUCCUCAGGCUCCGUCUCUGAGGCCUCCAAGUCUCACUCAUCUGUGGUCCCCUGGGUUCAUCUCUGGUCCAUCCCACAGUCCCUGCCUUCCUAUCUACCUGCCCACCCCGCCCCCCAAGUCCUAAUCCUGCCACCUUGGACAGCUUCUACAACCGCGAGUCUCCGCGUCGCCCCAUCCCGUCUCUCCUGGGCCCUGAUCCCCUCCAGAGCCCAGUCCCUGACGCCGGGCUCCCCUGCAUCCUUCCGCCAACGCCUCCCCGGCCUGACCGCCUCUCCCUGCAGGUCCGGUCGGGAUGCCCUGCCCUCGGCCGCCCUGGCUCCGCCGCGCCCGGGCCCCUCAGAGCACGGGCCCCAGCUCCCCCGGAAGGGGGACGGACGAGGACGAAGACGAGGAUGAGGGGGACGGCAGCCCGGGCUCUGGCCCCAUCCUGCCCCCUGCGUCCCCCGUGGAGUGCCUCAUCUGCGUGUCGCCCUUCGACGGCGUGUUCAAGCUGCCCAAGCGCCUGGACUGCGGCCACGUCUUCUGCCUCGAGUGCCUGGCCGUGGCGCUGGCGGUGCUGGUGGCCGCGGGCCUCGUCGUCUCCGGCGUCUACAUCUUCUUCCUCAUCCCGCACGCCGCCUCCUCCGGCCCCGCGCGGCCACAGCUCGUGGCACUCGCCCCGGCACCUGGCUUCUCCUGGUUCCCGCCGCGGCCCACGCCGGGCGCUCCCUGGACCCCCGCCUGGACGCCGCACCCCACGGGCCGCGACCUGGACGCCGCUCUGCCAGAAGCUGCGGAGGACACGCUUGAGGGGAGUCCCGAGGACCCAGUGGAGGCCGAGCGUACGCUGGACGGGCCCUCGGACCCCAUGUGGGGGACAGAGGGUGGCCCCGUCUGGGCCCCGCGGGCACGGGGCAGGAGGAGGGUGUGGGGGUCACAGUAAAGGCAUCUGUGCUGCA